AUGAUGGGCCAACAGCAACCCAUGAUGGUUUUAAACCAACAAAUCCAGAUUGAACUUCGACGAAUUUCGCCUCAACGGCAAAAUAUGCUGAUUCAACAUAUGCAAAUGUUGAGCCAACUUCCUGACAAAUGUUCUGAAAUCCCACUUACUGAUCCGAAUUUAGGAAUAUUUCUUGCCGUGGUUCUUGAUAAGCUAUGGGAAAGGAAAAUUCCGUUUGAUAGUGUUAAAGAAUUGGGAUCGUAUAUUAGCAAAUGCGGAUCAAAACAGAGAGAGUUUUUGGAAAUGCAAUGCGAGCAAUAUAUGACAACCAAAUCGUACAAAAAUAAUAUUGCCGAUUCAUUUGGAUAUGGUGUAUGCUGUGAAGGUCUGAAGAUGUGUACAUUGGAAGCCAUUGCUCAAAAAUACGUGAAGAAGUUUAGUCAAUAUAAGACUUGCUCUGAUAUCCCACCCGAUUUUUUCAAAGAGAAGAGAGGAAAACGUUAUUAUUUCCUUGCUGCUUUUGAAGUAAAAACACCAUCUGAUUUUAUCGAAGAUAAGGAAUUUUUUGCUAGCAAAUGUACUUUAAAAGAGAAGAAAGAAAUUGAAGAGGCAUGCAACAAAUUUAACGAAAAUUCGGCCAAAAGCGAAGAUCAAGGAGUUGUUGGUUAUGAUUUUUGCUGUAAAACUAUGGGCCAUAAUUGCCGUCCGUUCUAUACUCAGAUCUGGUUCUUUGCUCUCUGUGGAGGUGUUGGUCUGCUUCUGAUGGGUAUCAUUGCCGUCGUCGUCUAUUUCUUCUGUUUUCGCAAGAAAAGAGGUGGAGGAAAAAGUGGCGGUAACAUGAAGAGUUCAAAGAAGAGCACAAAGAAGAGCAAGAGCAAGGGUUAA
Caenorhabditis briggsae is the source of this 864-nucleotide messenger RNA. Bases 1 to 864 code for a protein of 287 amino acids. The record is from RefSeq and is a predicted model, not a curated record. Lineage: Eukaryota; Metazoa; Nematoda; Chromadorea; Rhabditida; Rhabditidae. The transcript is spliced from 4 exons.